AUGCGAUUACUGUACCCCUUUCUGAUCGCUACAACAUUUUUAUUCAACCAAUUGUCAUGUGAGGGAAAUCGACGAGCACAGGCGAGAGUCUGGAAAAGAUCGCAGCCAUAUUUUUAUGAGAAUGGUUUACCGAGGAGUUCAAGACGUCUCUAUCGAUUGCACACACCGUCGAGUCGAAUUCAGGCAUCUCGAACAUUUCAUCGUUUGGAAAGAAACGUUCGCCCACUAUACAAUGCAUUGGAAUCAAAGAAGGGGCCGGUUUUGUCGAAAUCAUCCGGUCGUUUCUAUCGAAAAAUCGCCGGCUCGCCCACGCAUCGGAUAUCGCCACAAGCAACGAGAAAUGAUACAACUCUUUACGGACCUUUCCCGUACUCUGAAGAACAACACCAUGCGAAUAAACUGAAAGAAACGGAGAGAUUGUUCCAAGACUCACGCGACUACGCGCGAACGAUGGGCCGGACGACGAUGCGAACAAAGAUCUAUUCGGAUAUUGAUGCGACGACGCCAAUGCCGAAAAAAAUCGAAGCGAUGAAGGGGACAACAAUUGGGAAAAAAGGGGAUGGAGAGACGACGGCGACGCGCCCUCUCCAGCAACAAGUCGAACCAUCGCAAAUGAAAGGAGAAAAGACGAAAACCGUGCAAACUAACAACAAUAAAGUUGCGGCCGAACCACCGAGAGCUCAACCGACUCAAACAACGCAACAACCUUUCACCAUUCCACCUCCAUUGUCUCCGCAAUUUGCCGCUUUGCCUUUUCAAUCGGCGCAAUCGCCUACACAACCGCAACAACAAAUCCAGCAUCCCGAUUUUGCUCUCUUUCAACAGCAGGGUCAGUUCAAUGUUCCACCACCCCAGCCACAGCCACCACAAGCCCAAUUCCCCGGACCGCUCACCGGAUUUCAGCAAUUCGCCCAACCAAACCCGGCCGCGGUGCCGCCGUUUUUCUCUCCGCAACCACCACAGGCACAGUUUCCCCAGCCUUCGUUGAGCCAAUUCCCGGGCGCUUUCCCUCCACAAAUCCCGCCGAUGCAACAGUUUUCACAGGUUCCACCGGCUCCCAGUCCCGCUCCAGCAUCAAAUCUACAAAAUCAACGCCUUCAGAAUGGACAACAACAACCGGGAAAUCAGCAAUUCCCGAUCACCCAGCUGCCGAACAAUUUGCCAGCUCAAUUGCCCCCAUCGAAUCCAUCUCAGUUCUCCUCGCCAUCACCGAUUAUCCCACAAAGUGUGAACGGGAGUCCAUUCGUUGGACAGCAACAACAGCAGCAAGCACCGCCAUCACCGCAAUCAAAUCAACCACAGAUUCAACAAGUUCUCUCCCCGGCCACAUUCCGAACGAGUUCUCCAUUGCCGGCGAGCUCUUUUGUUCAGGAUAAUGUCAGCGUCAAUGCACAGUCAGCUAACUCUUCAUUGGAGGCACUCGGAUGCGCGUUCGAUUUUGUGAGCAACUCGUGUAAAGAUGUCUUCGGGCUCAGUUGGUGUGGUCAAUGUCAUGAUUUCGGGAAUCUCUUCGUGCACGAUUGCAAAUGCGUGCGACCGAUCUACGAGAAUAUACCUCGUCCACAAGCUCAACGAUCCCAACAAACGGCUUUCGUGCGCACAUUACAAAGGGGGUUGGCU
Messenger RNA from Mesorhabditis belari, 1620 nucleotides. Lineage: Eukaryota; Metazoa; Nematoda; Chromadorea; Rhabditida; Rhabditidae. The record is from the annotation of a GenBank genome assembly.